This is a messenger RNA of Cuscuta epithymum, 2313 nucleotides long. Lineage: Eukaryota; Viridiplantae; Streptophyta; Magnoliopsida; Solanales; Convolvulaceae. The record is from the annotation of a GenBank genome assembly.
CUUAAUCUUAGAUUUUGUUAUUAUGACAGCUUACCAAUCACACUUGCUUGUUUGAAAGAGCAGAGAAGCUUCGGAACCAAUACAUGUUCCGAUCCGAUCCGUCAACGAUAACUAACUCCUUCCGCGUACACAACCGCUACUCACUCUCGAUCUCCCCCUUCCCAACGCAAAACCCGCAUAGACAGCAAUAUUGGAAAAGCAACGCAGUAGCAAAGGAAAAAUAAAAAUGGAAUUACCGAUCAAAAACCUGUCUGCUUUCAAUUUGUCGUCGAAUUCAUUUUCAAACUAAUCCUGAUAUGCAUUUCACGGUCCCUGUUUCUAGCACAACUACUUGACUCUCUCGCAGAAUUUCGUUUGCCAUUAUUUAUGCGUAUUCCCAUGGUUGGAGAUGGCCAAGUUUCCGUUUUCUCAUCCGAGCAAAGGUAUUAUUAGCAUAUGGAUGAUCACAACAAAGAUUCGACCUUCAACAGGCCGACCCAACACAUUGAAAUGGGAUCAUUAGAUGGAAGAGCGGUACUUGAGCUACAGGAUGAGAGCCUUGCCAGCCCAGGGCAUGUUAACAUGAAGCCAGCAUGUCUGGAUGCUUCUCCUCGCAGAUUCUACUUUAAAACCAACUCUGAUGAUCUCAGUUGUAAAUGUAUAUUGAAUAUGGUGUUCACCAGCAUUAAACUCGUACUGUUAUCCAAAAAAUUGAAUAUUCUGAUACCUUGUGGCCCAUUGGCAGUUCUUGUUGAUAAGUUUUCUAAUCACCAUGGGUGGAUCUUCUUUUUAAGCUUGUUAGGCAUCAUACCACUCGCGGAGCGUUUAGGUUGGGCGACAGAGCAGAUGGCUUUUUAUACUGGUCCUACAGUUGGAGGUCUUCUAAAUGCCACCUUUGGUAAUGCAACAGAGUUGAUAAUAUCAAUGUAUGCACUUAAUAGUGGGAUGAUGCGAGUUGUUCAGCAGUCACUUUUGGGCUCAAUUCUGUCGAACAUGUUACUGGUUCUUGGAUGUGCAUUUUUUGCCGGAGGAAUUGUUCAUCCUAACAAAGAGCAGGUUUUCAACAAGGGAACUGCAGUUAUGAAUUCUGGGUUGCUUUUGAUGGCUGUAAUGGGGCUGGUGUUACCUGCUGUCCUCCAUUUUACACACACUGAGUUACACUUUGGAAAAUCAGAGCUGGCACUCUCAAGGUUUAGUAGCUGUGUGAUGCUUGUUGCAUAUGUCGCCUAUCUUUUCUUCCAGCUCACUAGCGAAAAGAGUCUUUAUGUGCCCAUUGCAGAGGAAGUGAGUCAAAGUGAUGGUGACCUAGAUGAUGAUGAUGAAGCUCCUGAGAUAUCAAUGUGGUCAUCAAUCAUAUGGCUUUCUAUCUUGACAGCAUGGAUAGCUCUUCUAUCUGAGUACCUUGUUAAUGCUAUAGAGGGAGCAUCUGCUGCAAUGAACAUCCCAGUUUCAUUUAUAAGUGUGAUCCUGCUCCCUAUUGUUGGCAAUGCGGCAGAACAUGCUGGUGCUGUCAUGUUUGCUGUGAAAGACAAGCUUGACAUCUCUUUGGGAGUAGCCAUUGGAUCUUCUACGCAGAUAGCCAUGUUUGGCAUCCCUUUCUGCGUGGUUGUUGGGUGGAUAAUGGGGCGUCCAAUGAACUUGGACUUCCAACUUUUUGAAACUGCCACCCUGUUCAUGAGUGUCAUUGUAGUUGCCUUCAUGCUGCAGGAAGGAACUUCGAAUUACUUUAAAGGACUGAUGCUCCUCUUAUGUUAUCUGAUAGUAGCCGCAAGUUUCUAUGUACAUAUGGAUCCCAAGUCUAUACAGGAUAAGCCAAUCGGGACAUAGCCAGCCGAUCUGCAGAAGAAACUGUAGCCAUGAGCAUACCACACCUACUAAUUUUGAAGAGUUAUUGGUGCUGCCCAGUUUGACUGCUAGCUGUGAAUUCCACCAAGUUCUUUGUUAUAUAUCAUCUACAAAAGGUAGCUGGUGGAUGUAUAGUUUUAUUAUUCCUUUUCUGGAAAUUUUGUUCAACACUAGUUUUUUUAGUUAUAAACAAGCUGUUUUGCUCCGCCAUUUUUUGGAUGGGGAUGUAUUUCAAAAGUCCAGAAAUAGCUAUCAAUAUUGUUGUACUUAGAGUUGUGCAGUAAUUAAUCCUCUGCACAAUUAUAGCUCUCAUUGUUGUACAUGCUGUUACCAAGUUUCUCAAAACGGUCUCUGUUAUUGAUCAUCCCAGAAAAAAUGCAAUCUUUGUACAUUACCUUCUUUAUUUGGACCCAAACCUGAUGUACACUUAUUGUAUUAUUGUGUCAAGUUACUAACCAGUUUAGCUUUUUUUUAAAAACUAAAAUAAUG